This is a messenger RNA of Toxoplasma gondii ME49, 4963 nucleotides long. RefSeq lists its product as hypothetical. The transcript has 4 exons. Lineage: Eukaryota; Apicomplexa; Conoidasida; Eucoccidiorida; Sarcocystidae. The coding region runs from base 2207 to 4171 and encodes 654 amino acids. The record is from RefSeq and is a predicted model, not a curated record.
CGGGAGGGAAAGGCUUUUUAGGGGCUUCCUAGUUUCCGUACGAGAGGAGCAUCUUUUUGUAGGUGGCGACCUGUGGGACGACGCGUGUCGGUAGGGAAGUGAGGACAAUGGUGUGAUGUUUGUGUCUUGUGAAAGAAUCAAAUGUGCCCUUAGGAGCGGAUAAGCACCCCAUAGAUGUUUGCAGAACAACUCCAUUUGAGCAGGAUGAUCAGACUCACAUGAAUGACUUGACUCUCGCUCGCUAAGCAGUUUGGGGGCCGUCCCUGUCUCCGCUUCUGUUCGAAUCUUCUUUAAACUCCGCAAUCUUUUCUUCGCCCGUCUUUCUCAACUCCCCUACCGCAUCCCUGUAUGUUUUCCCCCAUUCUUUAGCGCACCAGCAUCUUUGUUUUUUCUCCCUUUUCCUAUGCGGAAUCAGUCGCUGUUGCAUCUUCCCGAAUCCAUCUUGCUAAAAACUCUCUCGCUUGCAGCGUGAUGGGGGCCUUCUGGCAGAAAAAAAAGGAAACGACAAAAAGUGACCAGUCCGACGAGAAUCCUUACCAUCUUGGAACUUAAACGCCCACGGGAAGUUCAAACGGCACGCUGAAAAUGAACGCGCGUACGUAGCUUGCCUUUUCACUUGAAAGGACAAAAGAUUCCCGCGUAGAACUGUCACGAAACCGUUCUAGAAGUACGCGUCUCGAUACUUGCUGGGCUAAUCCUUACUGCUGCAUGACAGUGCGGCUUCCAUGAUACAAAAGAAUCACUCAAAAAAUCCAAAUUUAAGCUGACCCACCUGACGAUGCGGCUGCGAGGAACGUCACAAAAGCAGGGCACGCCGUAAGAGAAGCGAGGCAAACAUAGAGGACAGCCACAUAGAGUAUGGUAGCAUUGUUGACGCUUUUAGAACUCGUGCAUUUGCGGUUCUUCUCGUUCGGAGCAGCCUACAACUGCGAUCGUGGAAAAUAUGGUCGGUUUUAAAAAAAAGCCAAGAGUCGUUUUACCGAAAUAUCAGCUUGGAAUGGGUCGUUACAGCCGCCCGCGAUUUCCAUCACGUCAAACUCCGCUUUUCCUCGUGUCGCGCCGUGCGGUUGUGACCAUAACGACAGCGACGAGUUCCUACUUUUGUAGGCAAAAUAUCGACCGUCUGUGCGAGCCUAGCCUAAGCGCCAGUAGAGACGCGUUUUACUCUGGGUGUGCGCUGUUUCAACUCGACUUCGACUUCCUUGUUUCCCUCCUACGCUGUCCCCUCGUCACGAUGCUUGUGAUGCACAUAGGAAACGGUGCACUUCACAUUCCAUGUUUCAUACUUCGUGGUUCGCGUGUCUGUCGAUAACCGGACUAUCCGUUAAUGGCCCACGGGACCACAGCCGCACAUUCGCGGCUCUAUAAUCAAGUACAGCACUCGCCCCGUUUGUUUUCGUGGUCCGGUUGCUACGAAGUUAACACAAGUUCCCCUUUAAACUCGCUGAUCAAGAUCGGCAGAGAGGAGCUGCAAUCCCGAUCCGAACGUCGGCCGCCACGAACGCGCUGAGACAACGAUCGACAUCGAACGAAAGUCUCAACUUCCUGUCUAGGAUACCAUGCUCACCUGAGCUGUGCGAGACCUAGCGGUCGGGACUGAACCGCUAGCGACGAUUCUCUUUGACGCGGGAGUUUGUGCGAACGCGCGACCGUCGGUCGCAUUUGCAGAGUUGAAGUUUCGCUUUGUAGGAAUGUGGUUCCCGUGCGGAAUGCAAAUCUGAGUUUCGCGGGGAGAAACCAUUUCGAUUUUUUGGAACCGCGGGGAUUCUUUGUGCCGCCGAUGUUCGUGUGGCUCGUUCUUCCCGCGCGCAAACGAUCGGGUCAAGGUCGGCUAGCCUCGUGGAGUCUGAGCUUCGAGUCUGCUUUUUCGACUGGACUUCCGUGGUUCCGUGUUCCGCAUCCAGAGGGCUUCCAACUCAUUUCUACCUCUCUGGCCUGGUUUUUUUCGGUGUGUCCGCAAGCGGCGCAGCAGUCCCCAGUAUCCUAAAAUUUUGCUCGUGCGCCAACGACUGAGAGACUCGCUGCGUCGUGAGGCCUGCACCACCCUUUUGCACCCAAACUCGCUUUUCGUGUGCUUGCCAUUUUCCCUUCGGAAAUGGCCACCUGAAAACUACCUACCUCCGCGCGUGCCAUUCCACCAGUCCACCGCCCGUCCACCGCCACCCUGCCCGGAAACCGUGGCCGUCAGUUCGUUCGCGAAACCACCAUGGCAGACGUCGUUCAGUUGCACAAAGUCCCGGCUUCGGGGAAUGUACAUGCGGUUCCGGGGUCUCCGACCAUGGCAGGACCUUCUACCCUCGCAGUUCCGUAUCCGUACCAACAUCCGCAGUCUGUGACACCCUCAGCCCCCAUGGCGUCGAACCAGCUGGUGCCGAUGUACGCACCGUCGGAAUCAGGAAUCUUUGGCGCGAACUCUCAGAGUUCCCUCGCACCUCCCGAUGGACGGGGACUGUGCCAGACCUCCCCAAGUACAGGGUAUGAAACCCCAGUUUGCUCGCUAAAACCAUGUGGAAACAACGUUUUCUACAGCGCACCCCCGGCGCCUCCUGUCGGCGAACUGCACCCGCUGAUCCCGAGCAAGUUCAAGUACUCGUUUCCGCGAAACAAGAUGCUGAGACACAAAAGCUACGAGGUUCUCGCCAUUGAGGAAGGACCGAAGGACCCGCGAGUCUUCGAUUCCUUUGGUCGCGCGGCGUGUCCCGCGGACGAAGUGUUGGGUAGAGUGAAGAAACCGUACCGAAAGAAGACAAUUUUCGGCAUCACCAGGCACUCAGCGGCAAACCACAGUCAACAGUCGGACUUAAACGUCCCAGGAUUCUCGGGCAGAGGCGCCGCGCUGCCGGGAAGAGCCAGCCUGGCGUGGGGGGCGGCCUCCAGGCGGGCGGGCCGCGCAGCGUCGGCCGGCAAAGAAUCGACUCAGGAAUCGUCGGAAAAAGCCAAGGGAUGGAUGCACAACUUUCAAUGCUUCUUGUGCACCAGCGCUGACUACGUUAGCACGGAGCACGCGGCACUGGAGGAGCAGAACGAGCAGCUGGAUGAGGCCCUCACUGAGUUCCACGAGACGAACCGCAUCCAAGCUAUCAGACUGUUUGAAACUGAGAACCAACUGGAGAAAAAGAAUGCUGCUCUGGAGCAGCUCCAGCUCCAGCUCGAAUACGAAACCGCUGAGCUGAAAAAGAAGAACAUCGAACUCCAAAAGGAGACGAAAAUUGCCGAGAGCUCCCUCAACGAGUUGCGCGAUAAGGUCGUGAAAACGAUUGAGACCGUGUCUACCUUUCGCGAAAGCGGCGACACCUCGAAGCUCGAUGCUGUUCUCCGCGACUUCUGCGUCGAAGUCGCAAACGUCUUGAACGCCGCACGACUGGCCGGUGCUCCGGGACCUUCGAUCGUUAUCCCGGCCACGUCGUUGUUGAGCAAGGGCGGCUCGUCUAAGAAGAAGGCAGUGAAGGGGAAGAAGAAGGCAGUGAAGGGGAAGAAGAAGACAGUGAAGGGGAAGAAGAAGGCAGUGAAGGGGAAGAAGGCGAAUGCGGGAGGCAAGAAGAAGACGGGGAAGAAGAAGAGAACGAAGGAAGGUGGCGCACGCAAGAGCAAGGCCUCGGGGACCGGAGCCAAGGGGUCUAAGGGCAAAAAGGCCAAGGGCACUUCAGGGAUCAAAAAGAAGACUCAACCUAGGCGAAAGCCGGCGAAAACCGUGGCACGCCGAGCCAGAGUGGUGAAGAAACGAGGGAGCGCAGACUUGCUCGCGCCCGGCGUCUCGACCCCGGUUGCACUCGGCUAUAAAGGUGAGGUUGCACAGACUCCCGUGGAGUACCUCCUGCAGCAGCAACUCAUCUCGAUGCAGCACGCCCAGGGCGAGCAUGGUGUCGCAGGAGCAAAACACAUGCAGUUCCUUCUGUAUCCGGGCUUUCUGGAACAGCGACCCCUAGCCGCGAAAAUGGGCACUGACCGGGCCGCCUCAACCGCGUCAGGAAGCGUCGAACACAUGCCGCAAAAUGUACCAGAGCAUCUCGCUGCCUUAGGGACAAACUUGCUCGAAAAGCAGCGUGCAGCGGGCGUGGCCAAACCGCGAGCCACGGUCAAGCGUGAAAAGUCCAGCCCCAAAGCAAAGUCCCCCGUGAACUUGAGUCCGGCAGCCGUUGCCGCCGGGAAGACUCGGACCGUCUCUGCGUAGGCGGGGGGUGUCAAGUAAAGCAUAGCCUCUGGUUCGUGCAUGCUUUUGUUUUUUGGUUUGAGACGGCCGAAGACGCCGCGAAAAAAAACUGGCAGCCGCACCGAGACGAGCGGCUCAAUGUCGUAGGUAUUGAAAUCCAACUCUUGUAUCUGUCUUACGCGGUCCAGUGAGGUGGAAGCUUAGAGCAGUCAUGAAGAACUGUUUGUUUGUAUGUCAUGACUGGAGCCAUACUCAGUACCGAUUUGCGGUUCGGUGGGGCGAUAGGGUGAUGCUAGAGGAUAGAGUUCGGGAAUAGGAAUACAGACCCUGAUGGGUCAUCGCAGCUCAGCACAAAAUGGCGCGAUUCGAAAAAGGAUAUUUUUAACUGUGGAGAAUCAUCACGAGGAUCUGUCAGGGAGUUUGCUGUGUACACUCGUAUUCCUCACCUCGUGCUUGAGAGUCAACAGAGAGAUGUGCUGUGUUGAUCGGAUCGCCACAGGCUCUGUGGCGCCGUUGCAUCCAAGAGACAACGCAGUGCUCUUGCCUUUCUUCACUGUGCCAAAGAGAAAUAUUGAUCUGCAUCUAGAUAAUAAUCCGCAUGAACGUCUGUUUUUUAAAGAUGGUCAUCUCUGGAACUGGAACUGACUGCCAACGAAGCACACGGGGAAAAAGCUCCCUGGGUCACUCUUGGCUUUGUCACAUGCCUUACAAGAAGGCCAGCAUUUCAGCAGAGAGCGUACGAUGCCUUCGUUCGCAGCUUAUUCGGAUGCUGCGCCACUCGGACAGUGCCACCGAGCUUUUUCCUUAUUGACG